This is a messenger RNA of Ceraceosorus bombacis, 1842 nucleotides long. The record is from the annotation of a GenBank genome assembly. NCBI's taxonomy places the organism in Eukaryota, Fungi, Basidiomycota, Exobasidiomycetes, Ceraceosorales, Ceraceosoraceae.
AUGGCUCCCAAGGCAGAUUGGGAAAAGUACAAGAAGCCAGAUGUGGACAAGAAGGAUGACGAGCCCAUCGUAGCGCUAGACGAGGGAGAUAUUCAGCUCCUCAAGACGUAUGGUCAAGGACCCUACGCUAUUGCACUCAAGGCGAUCGAGCAAGAGAUCAAGGAUGUUCAGUCUAGGAUCAACGAGAAGCAGGGUGUCAAAGAGAGCGAUACCGGUUUGGCACCUCCCAAUCUUUGGGACGUGGCUGCUGACAGGCAGAGAAUGGGAGAGGAACAUCCGUUGCAAGUAGCCAGGUGCACGAAAAUCAUCAAGGCGGGCGAAGGUGCUGACAAGAGGGAGAACUCAGCUCCGGAUGGCAAUGCUGGCCCUGGCGGCGGAGACGCUGCCACUGCAACCAAUACUGGUGCUGCUGCAGGCAAUGCGGCCAGUGGCGGCAGACCAAGACCCACACUGGGCGGUCUGGGCGGAUUGGGCGGCCUUGGAGGUCAAGGCGCUCCUAAUGCAGAAGAGGAGGACAAGUAUGUGAUCAACGUCAAGCAGAUCGCGAAAUUCGUCGUUGGUCUGGGCGAGCGAGUAGCACCCACAGAUAUCGAGGAGGGCAUGCGUGUCGGGUGAGUUUAUCGCGCUUGCUCUAGCGAGGAGGGGAGCUGCGCGUUCCUCCAUGGACGCAUACACCAGAGCUGUGUGGAUUCUAAUCCCUAUUCUCCCAUUGCUCGACCCAGCGUUGAUCGCAACAAGUACCAAAUCCAGAUCCCUUUGCCACCCAAGAUUGACCCUAGCGUCACUAUGAUGCAGGUCGAGGAGAAGCCGGACGUCACAUACGGAGACGUCGGAGGCUGCAAGGAGCAAAUUGAGAAACUCAGAGAAGUCGUCGAGACGCCUUUGUUGAAUGUGAGACGUCUGCGGCUCGGUCAAGCAAUGUGACGAGUGGAUGCUGACUCAUUCAUCUUGGCUCCUUCGCCUACGUGAUAUUCGACAGCCCGAACGCUUUGUCAAUCUCGGUAUCGACCCUCCAAAGGGAGUUUUGCUAUUCGGCCCCCCUGGAACUGGCAAAACUCUUUGCGCGCGUGCAGUAGCCAACAGGACAGAUGCCACCUUCAUCCGUGUCAUCGGAUCCGAGCUGGUGCAGAAGUACGUUGGAGAGGGAGCUCGAAUGGUUCGAGAGCUGUUCGAGAUGGCGAGAAGCAAAAAAGCCUGCAUCAUUUUCUUUGACGAGGUGGAUGCUAUUGGUGGAGCUAGAUUCGACGAUGGAGCUGGAGGUGACAACGAGGUUCAGCGAACCAUGUUGGAAUUGAUCAAUCAGCUGGAUGGCUUCGAUGCUAGAGGCAACAUCAAAGUACUCAUGGCGACGAACAGGUGAGUUCAACAAAUAGACGUGUGCGAGCAAGCUUCGUUCAGCUGCUGAUGCACAGUGUUCCCACCGCACUCAGACCGGACACGCUCGACCCAGCAUUGCUGAGACCCGGGCGUCUGGACCGACGAGUGGAAUUUGGCUUGCCGGACAAUGAAGGCAGAGCACACAUUCUUCGUAUUCACGCUCGAAGCAUGUCGGUCGAGCGAGACAUUCGAUUUGACCUGAUUGCCCGUCUAUGUCCCAACACGACCGGUGCUGAGCUUAGAAGCGUCGCAACCGAAGUGAGUGCCUCGACCUCGUCACCAGCCGCCUCCGCGCGUGAUGGUCUGGCUGACGCAUUACCCUUCCUUGUCUUGCAGGCCGGCAUGUUUGCCAUUAGAGCGAGGAGAAAGAUGGCCACAGAGAGGGACUUCUUGGACGCUGUGGAAAAGGUUGUCAGGCAAGGCUCCAAAUUCUCCAGCACGAGCCUGUACGCGCAGUACAAUUGA